AUGUGGUUGUUAUGUCCACACUUUGGAAUACGAAUAUGGAUAUGUGCCGGCUCGUCCAUGUGCCUACCCGCGCAAUUCCUCUCCCACACCACCUCAUAUCAAACAGCCUUGAGGAAGUCACUUAAGCCCGCCGCACACUACCUUACCACAUGUCACAUCUUCUCUUUUCCAUUUCUUCCUUUCCCAUCCGCGCAGGGCGCUCAGGUAGGGGUUUUUUUCCCCCUUCUUCUUCUUCCUUUUGAACCACACGAUCCUCCAUGCCCCUACAACAACAACCAAAAAGCAGGUCAACCACAAGGACACCAAAAAGCUCCACGUCUUUGA
Messenger RNA from Colletotrichum abscissum, 324 nucleotides. RefSeq lists its product as uncharacterized. Lineage: Eukaryota; Fungi; Ascomycota; Sordariomycetes; Glomerellales; Glomerellaceae. The transcript has a single exon. The record is from RefSeq and is a predicted model, not a curated record. The coding region runs from base 1 to 324 and encodes 107 amino acids.